Molecule: messenger RNA, 1367 nt
Organism: Tachysurus vachellii
Lineage: Eukaryota; Metazoa; Chordata; Actinopteri; Siluriformes; Bagridae
Exons: 6
Coding region: 22-1065 (347 amino acids)
Biological process (GO): response to bacterium
Source: RefSeq, a predicted model, not a curated record
AACAGUUAAGCAAGAGGAGACAUGCUGUAUACAGACCUCAGACUGAGGAUACUGAUGCUGAUAUGGAUUACAGUGGUGCUUUUUAAUAAAACUGCAGAUUCUGUACAUACAAACAUCAUCAAUCAGUCGGACCCGUUUAUCUCUGCCCGUGUCGGUGAUAACGUGACUCUGCAGUGCUUUCGACUGGGAGAGAAAAGCACUGAAGCCAUUUACUGGUUCAAGCAAAAAGUCGGACAUGAGCCUCGGGUAAUGGUCAAAGUUCAUCAUGAAGCCAGUUAUGAAGAUGAGUUCAAGCCACCGAAAUUCACCAUUGAGAAAGAAAAAAAGAGCUGCCAUUUAAAAAUUGCGAAUGUGGAACCAUCAGACGAAGCCGUGUAUUACUGCGGCAUAGUAAGUUACAUAAAAGAAUUUGGACAAGGAACAUUUUUAGCAGUGAAAGGUACUGAAGAUGUAAAAGUGAGUGUGAGGCAGACCGGCGUGUUGGACUCGGUUCCUGCAGGAGCCUCAGUGACUCUGCAGUGCUCGGUUCUCUCUGAGAGCAGAGCAGCAGAACUCCAAGUGCUCUGGUUCAGAGCUGCUCCACCACAAUCCCAUCCUCAAAUCAUUUACACUCAUCACAACAGCAGCCGUCAGUGUGAGAGCGGCUCUUCUACACACACCUGUGUGUACAACUUCUCCAAGAACAUCCUCAGCCUCAAUGAUACUGGAACUUACUACUGCGCUGUGCUUCUGUGUGGGAAGAUCAUCUUCGGGAACGGGACACGUAUACAGAUGGAGAGAUCUGUGGGUCCUGAAGUGAUCUGCCUCUCUGUAGCUUUAGGAGUGUGUAUGGUUGUGAUCUUCACUUUGACCUUCGUCUUAAGCUAUGAAGAGAGAAACAGUGAAAGACACAAAGUGAGAUUAAAACCAGGUUCUGUGACAGACCAGAUUCUCAAACAGGACUGUGACACUGUCGAGCCGAAUUACGCUGCUUUACAUUUCAAUGACCGGAGAGUGAAAAGAGGAAGAGUCAGAAAACAAGAAGAUAUUAUCUAUUCUGAUGUUCGAGGUCUUUCUAUAACUUAGAUUAGAUCUCUACUAUGAUUCAGUGUCAUUAUUUCUGUUCUCAGGGUUAAUUGUUACUGCAGCUGAAUCUUUUUAUAAUGAUUGUUGAUCUUUAUAUUUGUUUGUUUGUUUGCUUUUGUACUUUAAAAAAAAGAAAAUCUCCCACAUUGUGCAAGGAAUGAAACACAUGAUGUUGUGCUGUUGGUGGAAAUAAUCAGCGAUGUUGAGGUAUGAUGCAGCCGGACAUUACGACCCCAAAGGCAUUUGAGGUCAUUUGAGGGCACAACAUUUGAGGGCAGAAAUAAACAGUGUGAGAUAAUUAA